AUGCCAUUCACGCACUCCUAUUCCGCAUCCAGCAUCUCUGCUUCCGCCGCUGCUGCCAUCAGUGCCCCCAGCAACAGCCCCCGUCGACACGGUCGCCCUCUCCCCAGCAGUAGCUCCUCCAACACUAGUAUCGGCAGCAGUACCGCAACCCACAGCGUCGACACUUCCUCUUACCGUCACGCAGGUUCCUCCUCUCGUUCUGCCACCACUGCUGCCAAUUCCCCUUCACCAUCCGAAGAAUCUUCCUCCCGCUCUCGCCUCUUCUCAUCCGGUCGCAAAUCACCCGACCCAUUCCGUCGUUUCCGUCGUCUUUCCUCUUCUAACUCACUCAACCUCGCCACUGCUCCGGCGAACCUUGAUGCAGGUCAAUCAUUCGAUUUGCAGCAACGUAGCUCCAGCACUUCCAUCCCUGCUUACCCACGUCUUGCUUCGUCUACGCCGACACUAGACACUCCUCGCUCAGCUCCACCACCGCUGCCUAGUCAAGCGUCGAAGCCGACGUUUCAGAGACCGAAGCGGACCAAGUCGACCAGUAUCUCCAUCCUCUCCAGCGGGCUUGGGUUAAGGAGUGGUCCUAGGGAUACCUUGAAUUCAGGUGGGGAAGGGGAGGGAAGCAGAAGGUAUAGGAAAAGUGCAUCUUUCUCGCGUUCGGAUGUUGAUUUUUCAUCUUCGACCAUCCAUUCCUCCGCCUCUUGUAAUAGAGCGGUGACUCCACAGCCUAUGGUAAGGGCUAGUUCUCCUUCGCCUUCUUUUUCAGACACCAGAUCGCCGCCGAGUACGGGUGCGCAUCAGUCUAGACAGCAUAAACAAGCGUGGUAUCAAGCUCAACAAAAGACAAUCGAGUUGGAGAACCCGCAUAAUAGAGGAGGAAAAGAUUCAGAGGCGAAAUUGUUCCCGCUCAAUGUUAGCACUGCCUCUGAGGGGGAUGCUAAGAGUCCAAGACCGGUAGUAGAAACUUUUUUGAGCGAAGAGGAGAUGCUGGCUGCUGGCAUACAUGUCAUUCGCCGUAGAGACGAUUCUGCUGAUACAAAGACAAGAGCGGAGGAGGAGAAGGGAGGAGCAACACCAAAAAUACAACAGCAACAGGAAGAGGCGACGCCGAGGAUACCAGCGAGUUUGUACGGAGCAGAUCAUCCUGAUUUCUUAGAGUUUAUCAAUUCUCCGGUGGAUAGUAAGCAGCCUAGCCUCUUACUGGAGCAGUUGCCGAUUGCAGGGUCCUUAUCGCAUUCUCAUGCAAAGAGGAGUAGUGGUAGCAUCUCUAAUUCUUCGUGUGGAUCGACGGAUUAUCUACCGCACUCGGCGCAAAUGCAGGACGAUACUUCAUCGCUGCAUAACGGCAGUACAGGAAGUUUCAGUAGUGGUAGCAAGCAUAGUUUUUCCUUCGCUAAGCUGAGACGUGCUGGUGCAGGUACAAAGCAGCAGUCGAGUAGACCGUCUACAGCUAAUUCGAGUAAUGAAGAUGUUACUGGUGGCAAUCGCACUUUCCUCUCUCCUAGGGCGACUCAGCAGCAACAGCAAUACUCGCAGAAUAGUGUAGGCUCAAACGGCGCCCCACCGGGCUACUUGACUCCGGGACCCGGCUCGUCAGCCUCGCCCUUCUUGAACAAGCAUUCAGCGACCGUUGGACGUGCAAGUGGCAACGCGGGUAGUGCAAGAAACGGUCUCGCUCAAGUCUACAACGGAAGCGCCGCCAUCGGUCCCGCAUCCUCCGCAGCAACGGGUAGUGGUGGUAUUCCACCGCCGAAACCUCCCGAACCCAAACCAAGCCUUCUCGCUGCAUUCCCCCGCGCUGAUGCCAACACCCGUCCUAUCGAUCGAGAUUGGAGUCACAUUAACCAUCUCCUCCCUCCUGGCAGCGGCGAUGGCGGUGGUGGACCGGGGAAUGGGGUGUACAGAAACAUCUCGCAUUCGAGGUCACAAGAGGCAAUUGUAGAGUCUAGGUUGGAUGCGGAAGCACUGCGGGCGAGUGCGAGUACGCCUAUGCCUCCUCCUCCGCCGAGAAGGGUUAAUGUUUCUUUGACGCAGAAUGGGUAUGGUGGGAGAGGCUAUGGGGGGAGUGCAGCUAUGGGGAGGACUACGAGCGGUGGUGGUGGUGGUGUAGUGGGUGCAUUGGGACAUGUGGGACAGAUUGGGGCUGCGAUGGGGAGGAGAGGUUGGGAUUUUAUGAAGACUCUUCAGUCUACGAGUUCCAACACGAGCAGUGGUGGUGGGAUGUCACCCCGUACACGGACGUAUAGAUCUGGAGCAGUGGUGGCGGAGAAUGAGGCUACUCGAGAGUGGCUCCUUCUUCUCGAAUCCCCCGAUCCUCCUCGAUCGCUGAAUAGAGGUGGAGUAUUCGGUGCGCCACUCCAAGACGCUGUUUUACGAUCCCGCCUAUCUUCACUCUCCAGCACCACCACCCCCACUACCAACAGAAGUCCUUCACACGAAGAUCAAGAUCAUCUUGGAGUACCAGACCUCGGUAAGGCCUUCACCUCGAACCUCUUUGAUUCACCGCGCAACACCCCUCGAGCUUCCGUCGCUGGUGGUUUCGAAGCCCUCUCCCUCAUCGAGGCACGACAUCUAUACCUCCCCCGCCUAGUCGUCCGCUGUAUCGAAUCGCUUGAAAAGUGGGGACCUUCCGAAGAAGGGAUUUACCGUAUCAGCGGCAGAAGCAGUCAUACGAGUAAGCUGCGACAAUUCUUUUCUGAUCCGAGAAACGAUUUGUUGUUGGAUCAGAUCCAUCCGGCCGAUCUGGAUAUUAAUUCGGUUUGUAGUUUGUUAAAGAGCUAUCUAAGGGAGUUGCCGGAGACGUUGAUUCCGGUUGAUUUGACAGAGAAACUUGAUGCAGCUGUGUCUAAGCUUCUUUCUGAACUCCCGGAGGAGGUAGGAGCAAGAGCAGGGAAAGGGGUGGAGGCAGGAGGGAAGAAUGCAGACUCAAAAGCAGCCCAACUCUGCUCGGACAAAGUGAGAGAUUACUUAGAGCCACUAGUGAAACAGUUGCCUGUUUACAAUUGGUACUUGCUUCGAGAGCUGACUCACCAUCUGGGGUUGCUGGCAGAAGAGGAGGUUGUAGCGAGAACGAAGAUGCCGAUUAGCAACUUGACGUUAGUCUUGGCUCCAACGGUUAGUAUAAGUCUGCCGCUGUUACAAGUGUUGGUGAGGCAUAGGGAAGGAGUUUUCAGUGGAGCUGCUCCCGGAACUGGGGUUGAGGAGGAUGUUGUUGCUGCUGCUGCCAGUGCUCUUACCUCUACCCCAAUCUCCACGGAAGGGAAAGAGAAAGUGGAAAAGAAGAAAAAGGUGGCACCACCCAAACCGGCCAAACCAGCACUACUUUCUUCACCCUCGAAACUACCCGUAAUGGUACGAAAACGUACUUCCUCAAUGGGUCUCGCAGCUUUGCUUUCUAGCCCGACCAAAACUUCUCCCCCUGCGAGGGUGGCGGUGCAUAGAUGGACACCAUCGCUAGAGUUGGCGGCUGAUAUUGGAACUCCGUUCUCUUCCUCCACCCGACCCUUUCCCACUAGUGGGAGGGGGGAACUGUACGAGCGCCCAUCGACAUCGUUGGGACACUUUUCAGAUCGACCUUCUCCCCCGACGAAACCAGUUGGAUCGCGCCAAAUGGAUGCUCUAGCCCUAGACACUAGGAAGAGAGAAGGAGAGACUCCCAUAGCGAGAUAUUACGCUCGGAUUCGGGAAGAAGCUCAAACACCCCUUUCCCCUCCACCUCCUUCUACCGUAGAGGAGAGAGAUGGAGCGAAGACUCCACUGGCAGGAGGUGGGAGAACAGGGGAGAUGCAUAAGUACUGGGCCGAGAAAUCACUGCUAAACUCCCCCACUGGUGAAGGGAGAAGUGGUAGAAGAAGCGCAUUGGAUCGACCAAGACCUCCUACGAGUAGUGGUGCUAGUUUCUUCGCUGGUAGGAGUAGAAGGAGUGAUAGUGUGAAUGGUUUGGCGCAGUUUAAAACGCUUAGUGGCAUUCCGACGCUGGUGAGGAGCAAAAUUGAUGAGCGCGAGGGGAAGGAGGUGGGGACGAAACCGUUGAAGAUUGUUAAGAAGGUUCAGGGAAGUUCGAGUAGUGGAAGUGUGAGUAGUGUUGCUAGUGCUGGAUCUAAUGGUGUUCGGAGGAGGGGGGAGGAGGAGGAGCGGAAGCGGACUGGGGGAGCGGAAGCGGAGGAGGAUGUCAGGGAUCAGAUUAGGAGGUAUUUGGAAGAUGGUCCUGGUCAUGCUCGACGACGCUAG
Molecule: messenger RNA, 4221 nt
Organism: Ustilago hordei
Lineage: Eukaryota; Fungi; Basidiomycota; Ustilaginomycetes; Ustilaginales; Ustilaginaceae
Exons: 1
Coding region: 1-4221 (1406 amino acids)
Biological process (GO): small GTPase-mediated signal transduction
Molecular function (GO): GTPase activator activity; small GTPase binding
Source: RefSeq, a predicted model, not a curated record